Ruditapes philippinarum (Manila clam) is the source of this 2419-nucleotide messenger RNA. RefSeq names its product pirin-like. The record is from RefSeq and is a predicted model, not a curated record. Lineage: Eukaryota; Metazoa; Mollusca; Bivalvia; Venerida; Veneridae. Gene Ontology annotation, biological process: monocyte differentiation. The transcript has 8 exons. Gene Ontology annotation, molecular function: quercetin 2,3-dioxygenase activity. Bases 92 to 1114 code for a protein of 340 amino acids. Gene Ontology annotation, cellular component: nucleus.
GCUGUAUGUGAUGCCGCAUAAAUAAUUUAUUUCCGCACAGUAGAUUCUAAUUUGAACGGGUUUUCCCUGCUGCUAUUAAUAGAAUUUUGCAAUGAAAUGGACUUACUUGGUAGUGUCAUUGCUAAUCUUGCCACCAGUGGAAAGUCAUAGUGACAAUAAAAAGGAAUAUUGCACGAAAGACAAGUGUUCAAGCAUUGAGGUAAUUGAAACCUCCCAAAUUGAAAGUUACACGGUAACUAUAGAAACUAUGUCACGAACCAUAGAAAAAGUAAUUGAGAGUCGCGAACAAGAUGAGGGCAUGGGCGCAAGGGUACGUAGAAGCAUUGGAAAUGCGGAACUCAGAAACUUAGACCCUUUUCUGUUGUUAGAUGAAUUCAAAGUGAAGAAGCCUGCAGGAUUUCCUGAUCACCCACAUAGAGGAUUCGAAACAGUGACCUAUAUGCUAGAGGGAUCUUUUCGGCAUGAAGAUUUUUGUGGGCAUAAAGGUGUUAUAAAUCCAGGUGAUCUGCAGUGGAUGACAGCUGGUCGUGGUAUACUGCAUUGUGAAAUGCCGGAGGGCGAUGAAAUCGGGCAUGGGUUACAGCUUUGGGUGAAUCUGUCAAAACAAAACAAAAUGGUAGAGCCUGCUUAUCAAGAAUUACUGGACAAAGAUAUUCCGAAAACAAAACAGAAUGGUGUAAGUGUAAAGGUUAUUGCUGGAGAAUCACUUGGAAUCAAGUCACCAGUGAAAACAAGAACACCUACUAUGUACCUUGACUUUAAACUUGACAAAGGGGCAGCUCUUAAACAGGCUGUGCCUGAAGGCUGGAAUGGUUUCGUAUAUGUGCUGUCUGGAUCGGCACUUUUUGGACCAAGUGACAAUGCAAAACAGGGACCUCCCCAUCAUACACUGUUGUUAGGUCCAGGGAACAUGCUGGAUGUUAUUAACAAUGGUGAUGAUAUUUGUCAUUUUGUAUUGAUAGCUGGGAAACCAUUAAAUGAACCAAUAGUGCAACAUGGACCGUUUGUAAUGAAUGAACAAAAAGAAAUUCAAGAGGCCAUUAAUGACUAUCGUUCGGCAAGAAAUGGAUUUGAAAAAGCACGAAAUUGGCAAUCUAGUGCGGGAAGGGGCUAAUUUCAUUAAAGAACUGAUAUUAUUUUAUAUUGUGAACAAACUGAUAGUGAUAUUAUUUUUAUAUUGUGAACAUAUUGAUAAACAGAUCUGAUGUUGGCCACUUUUACCAACUAUUUUAUAAUUUUAUAUUUAUUGACCUAGGAAAACGGGUGGUAUAACAAAAUCACCUAUUUGUCAAUAGUUUUAUGCUUUCAAAAUUGGCUGUCUAAAUAAAUGGCAUUCUUAUUUUGUUUUAAAAUUGUCUUGACAGUUCACUUCAUACAUGGCGAUACAUUACAUGAAAGUAAUAUAAAUAUUCGCUUCACUCUAAAUUAAACUAUCAAAACUUUUGAUUUAUUUGUACCAAUAUUUAAUCAUUGAUAUUCAGUCAAAACAGAACCAGAUAUUUGUUUAAUAAUGAUAAUUGAUAAUAAUAAUAAUUAUAUGUUAUGUGCAAAGUAUAUACAUACAAAAAUGGAAUAUAUUUUUAAGACCGUAAAACUUAAAAUGUUGAUUCUUAUUCAUCUUAAUGAUAACAUUUAUGCGAAUCCACUAUUUCACUUUUUGCAAUAGAAAAUGCAUAAUGAUAAUUGAAUUGUGAAAUUUAACAUCUUGGAAGCCGACAAUAUUUUAUUUGAAGGUACAUGGGUAAUGAACACAGAAGACGAAAUACGAGAAGCGGACAAAGACUACCAGUUCCAAAGGAACGGGUUUGAGGGAGCUCAUUCCUGGAACUCAUGGGUUGCCUUAGAUUACGAAUGAAAAUGGAUGCUUUGUUCAAACAAUAUAUUUGUAAAUAGAUUUCAAUAUUUCUGAUCAAUUACAAUGAGACACCUGUCCUGUUUUGAGUGAGCCCGUAGUCCUCGUAAAGGACUGGAUUAGAUUGAGUUCAAGAGGUCUAAGAAAAGUUAAUUUGACUGAGACUGUUGAGAAGUAAGAUUAUGAAGCGUAUGUACGUUUACGGCGUAGACAUGCAUGUUUAUGUAAUGUAAAGGGUUGCAUGCAUAAUAUGUGUAUAAUUGCCAUAUUUUGUUGUGUUGUGUAUUUUACAUUAUUGUUUCAUAAAGCGGUAUAGAGGUAUGACAUUCUCUGUUAUAGCCUAUAGAAAUGUAGCUUAAUUAAUCCAUAUUAUUACCUAAAUUUAUCUCAGUUGUUUUAUUUUAUAUUCUUUGAUUAAAAAAAAAACUUGUUCUUUUAUGUUAUUGUUAAUGUGUUUGUUAUUAUCACAUUAAUACUUUGUCAGAUUUUGAUUUUGUUUUGUUGAUUGCAUUGUGAUGUUUUAUUCAUAAGAUGCCUGUCUGUUAUUUAAUAAAUAUUCAUAACAUU